AAUUGCAAUUACAUUUGUAGUCAGCUGAUUUAAAUGAAGUUAAUUUGUAGCCGGUUUACAAAUGGUGUAGAUUCUUGAAUGUUGAAAUCUUUCUUCGUAUUUUGACUGUAAUAAUAAAUUUUAUUUUGCCCUGGACUUCAGAUAGUCAUGUUGCUUCAGUUGGUUCAUACCAAGAAGAAUACUACAAACAAGGAAGAAUAACCUGGCCUUUUGUGAAAGUUUGUUUUUUGCUAUAAAACCACAACAUCAAAAGAAUAUAUAUUAUAUAUAGCUAUAAUUGUUUUGUGUUUAUGAUAAAAUGUCUUUCUAUUGGUGUGAUAAUAUUCAUACUACGGUUUUUACCCCGCGUGAUUAUCAAAUCGAACUGCUUUCUGCUGCAUUUGAACGUAAUGUAAUUAUAUGCCUUGGUCAUAAGUCUUCCAAAGAAUUCAUAGCCUUAAAGUUGCUGCAGGAAUUAUCACGACCAGCAAGAUUAACCGCUAAGGCUAAUUUAUAUUUAACAACUGAACGAAAUGCUUUAUCAAUAACUGCUAUGAUUGAGCAUUUGACAAAUCUGAAAGUGUACAAAGUGGAAAACUUCGAGGUGAGUGACAAGAGUCAACCGCACAUACCAAAAGACUUUCAACUUUAUGUUCUUCAUCCGCGUACUUGUUUGGAAGCAUUGAGAAGUGGAGUGCUCAGUUUGGAGAAUGUUCAUGUAUUAAUAUUGGAAGACUGUCAUGAAGCUGAUGUUUAUAAGGAUUUGCGCACAAUUUUUCAGAAACAUUUUUAUAAUUUGAGUACAGAGAUUCCGAAAGUGUUGGGCUUGGCAGGUCCUCUACAUAGUGCAGAGUGCUCCUUGCAAGAGUUAAAUGCAAUGUUAAAUACAUUAGAAGACAGUUUGCAUUCUAAAGCAGAGACAGCAAGCGACAUUGUGACUGUACUAAGAUAUUGUGCGAGGCCAAGUGAAUUUGUUGUUCAAUGUAUGCCUUAUGAUCGCGAUGAAUUGAUAUCUGUAUUAGAGGAGAUCCUUUUUACAAGGAAAGCCUUUUUACUAGAUCAUCGAUACGACCCUUUUGAAAUAUAUAACACAGAUGAAUAUUUAGAAGAAUUAAAAGAUAUCCCUGAUCCCAAAGAGGAGCCUAUGAAAUUUUUAGAAGUUAUGCUCUUUGUGCUUCAUGAAAUGGGGCCAUGGUGUGCUGAUCGCGUUGCAGUUAACAUGUUUCAUCGCAUAGAAAAACAGAAAAUAAAGACGCCACAUGAACGUCACUACAUUUUGUUGUGUGUGGUCAACACUGCGCUUUUAGAAUUUCAUGCUAUUUGUGAGCAAACAUUCAAAAAAAUCGGUAACCACAAAGAGCUAGUUGAACGAUAUUCAAGCCCUAAGGUAUUUCGUUUGUUAGAAAUUUUACGUUUAUUUAAACCGGAAGAAUUAUUAACUAAGAAUGAAGCCAUACAUAAACUAAGUCAGGAUUUAGAUCAGAUGGAUUUUCAAAAACUUAGUCGAAAUAUUGAAUAUAGUUGCCAAAACGUUGAGAAUGUAACUAUGAAAUUACAACUAGAAUCUCGAUCAAUUAUUGACAACUUGGAUCCGAUUGUAAAAAAUAUUUCUGGCAAUUCAACGCAACAAAAUAUACAAAUGGGUACAUACAAAAUAGAAAACUCUACUACAUCGAAUCGUAGACAUGGUGCGGGUGGAGCCCAUAGCCGUUUCAAACGUAGACCUUUUAAUCGUCGACACAUUCGGGACACCGGUGAUGAGCUAGAUACACUAUGUGCAAUUAUUUUUUGCAAUUCAAACUAUACAGCGCGUGCACUUUUUGAUUUGCUUAGCGAAAUGAGUCGCCAUGAUCCUGAAUUGAAAUUUCUUAAAUGCCAAUAUACAACUGAUCGAGUCGCAGAUCCUAUCAGCGAACCAAAAGAAGCCGAGGUGGAGCAUAGGCGUCAGGAAGAGGUACUGAAACGUUUUCGCAUGCAUGACUGUAAUGUCUUAGUUGGAACUUCUGUGCUAGAAGAAGGUAUUGAUCUUCCUAAAUGUAAUUUAGUAGUUCGCUGGGAUGCUCCGACCACUUAUCGUAGUUAUGUGCAGUGUAAAGGACGAGCAAGAGCAGCACCGGCCUAUCAUGUGAUAUUAGUUUCACCUGCUUAUACUGCCGUUCAUAGUAAAAAUGAACAACUAAGCAACGAAAGCCACAUAUAUCUAUGUAAACUGGAAGAUGGGCAAGACGAAUAUAUUGAUUCAGAUACAUGUAGCGAUGAAGAGAAGUCUGAUAAUAAUAAAGUAAAUAAAUUCACAAUUGGUUCUACAAAGGGAAUUGUAAAAAUACUAAAUCCCGAAGUUAUUACAAAUAAACCACCAACAAAAAGCGUUUUGACAUUGAAAGAGAUCACGGAUGAUUUACGGGAUUUUAAAAGCGUACAUAAUGAAACGAAUAAUGCUAACAUAGUAGAAAUUGAGCACAACUUGUCUUCAAUCAUGGAGUUAAAAUGUGAAACAUCUCUAAUGAAAGAAACUAAAAAUAAAUCAGCAAUCAAAGAAUCUUUAAACGAUUGUUAUGAAGUUCUUAACCUUAGUGAUGCUAUAUCAGAUAUAAGUACUUUAUUGAAUGGUUCUUUUUCAAGCUCUUUAGUAGAAGACGCAUCAAUCGCAGCAUCUUCAGAAUCGGCUUCACCGAAACUCCAAAAAGAGAAACGUAGAUUUCAAUGCUUCUUUGAAAGUGAUAAAGCAGUAGCCAAUACUUCCACAUAUUUCGAUGUAUCUUUGAGUCAAUUAGAAUUCACAACCAAUAAAAUAGUAGAACAACUAGCGGAAUAUCGUCAAAUAGAGAAGGUACUCCUAUCGAAAUGUGCUAAUACUGAGCCCCCAGAAACGGAACAUCAUAUUGCAGACUAUUUUAACAAAUGUAUUAAGCGAUACAAGCCUCUGGAACAUUUAUUGACUGGUGCAUCUGUAGAUCUUAAUACCUCCAUAGCUUUAGUCAACAAGUAUUGUUCGAAAUUGCCAAGUGAUACUUUUACAAAACUUACAGCACUUUGGCGUUGUACUAAAACGAUUCGAUCUGGAGUCGAAGUAUAUCAAUACACAAUACGUCUUCCAAUCAAUUCCCCAUUAAAAUACGAUAUAGUGGGACUUCCAAUGUCUUCGAAUAUAUUGGCCCGUAGAAUGGCCGCAUUACAGACAUGUAUAGAGCUUCAUAAAAUUGGGGAAUUGGAUCAAAACUUGCAGCCAAUAGGAAAGGAAAGCUUUCGCGCUAUGGAAUCUGACUGGGAAAACUUUGACCUAGAAGAGGAGGACGAAAAAAUAGUACAUGAUAACUCUGAACCACGACCGGGAACAACGAAACGGAGACAGUAUUACUACAAACGUAUUGCCUCCGAGUUCAGUGAAUGCCGUCCAACUGUAGGUGUACUAUGCUUUUUGUAUUUGAUUGAUUUGACACUGCAAUGUCCAAUUCCGGAGGAACAAAAUACACGUGGUCGGAAAAUAUAUCCACCUGAAGAUGCGCAACAAGGCUUUGGCAUUCUAACCUUAAAACGAAUACCAAAAGUCAGUUCAUUUCCUAUAUUUACGCGUUCCGGUGAAGUAAAAGUAUCUAUUGUUCUUUCAAAAGAGAUGGUUGUACUCACAGAAGUGCAGAUACGUUGCAUUAAUACAUUCCUCAACUACACAUUUACAAAUGUAUUGCGCCUUCAGAAGUUCCUUAUGCUCUUUGAUCCAGAUUCUACCGAAAAUUGUGUAUUUAUUGUACCUACGAUAAAAAGUAGUAGUAGAAAGGUAAUCGACUGGGAUUUCCUUGAGUUAAUUGAAAAAAAAUCCAGUAUGAUGCCUUCUGCGGUCACGGAUGAUUUACGUAAAUCUAUUGAAUUCGAUGCAAAUACGUUCAAAGAUGCCGUUGUUAUGCCCUGGUAUCGCAAUCAGGAUCAGCCGCAGUACUUUUACGUGGCAGAAAUUUGUCCACAACUCUCACCUCUAAGUUGUUUUCCUGGGGAAAACUACCGCACGUUUAAGCAUUACUAUUUUCUAAAAUACGGUUUAACAAUUCAAAAUGUUAAACAGCCAUUAUUAGAUGUAGACCAUACCAGCGCACGUUUGAACUUUUUAACACCUCGUUAUGUCAAUCGAAAAGGCGUUGCCCUGCCCACCAGUUCUGAAGAAACUAAACGUGCCAAGCGUGAGAACUUGGAACAAAAACAAAUUCUUGUGCCGGAACUGUGCACUGUGCAUCCGUUUCCUGCUUCACUGUGGCGAACUGCUGUCUGCUUACCCUGCAUUCUAUAUCGUAUAAAUGGGUUAUUAUUGGCUGAUGAUAUACGAAAAAAGGUUUCACUAGACAUCGGAUUGGGACUGCAGGAAAUCCCCGAUAAUUUUGAAUGGCCUAUGCUAGACUUUGGCUGGAGUUUGUCGGAGGUUUUAAAGAGAUCAAAAGAAAAUCAGAAUGUUCCAUUAUUGGAUAAGAAAAAAGAAGAAAGUAGCAAUAAAGAAACAAACAAAAGUAAUGUCUUCGUGAAAGGCAAUGGAGUUGGUGACGAAUUGGAUAACAGUUAUAAAAGCAACCACUCAAAAACGAAAAGUGCAAAUGAAAUUAUUAUAGAAGGUGAAAAAAAAUUGAAGGAUAAUACUUUUAUAGAAAUAGGCACUUGGUCCAAUGAGAUGGCUGACAAUAUCAAUUGCAGUAAAGAGUCUGAGUCAAUAGAUGAAGAUGAGGAAGAAUGUUUUAAAUAUUUCCCAUCGAAUGUUAGUUUUUGUGACCAACAAAUGCGCUACGGCUCUCCCACUUUCUGGGAUGUGAAAGAAUCAAACCUAAUCAAAAAAGCAAAUGGUGUGCUAAAUCCGAAUAGUGAUACAAAUAAUAUUCGAAAGAAUUCGUUUACAUUCUAUGACUCGGAUGACUCGUUUGCUUCCAGUUACGAUGACAAUGAACCUAAUAAUUAUAGUGACGAUGACAAUGAUGGUUAUGGUGCUUCACGUAUUGCAUUCACUUCAAGAAAUGAAGCUGAAACAAUUGAAACAGCACAAGAGAUCGAAAAGCGCAAUAAACAAAUAUCUAUAAUUCAAGCAACUAAUGCGAAUGAGCGUGAUUAUCAGAAGACCAAAAACUUGCUUGUGGGAUACAAUUUUGUGGAUUUGAAACCUAGUAUGGAAGCAGAAUUGAGUCACUCGAUCGCCCAAUACACCACAUCUACACUACAACUAAAAAAUAGCAUUAAACAGUCGAGUAUGCUUGUAAAAUAUGAUCAACCAGUGGCGUUGAAGCUAAAGAAUUCGAUAAACUCCACCUCAAAUAAUACCAAUGAACCGCCUUCUAUAGAUGUGUUUUGUAAACUAUUGCCUUAUGCUGAUAAAAACUUGUUAAUGUCUAUCUUAAAAGAGCAUGCUAACGUGCUAAGCGUAUCGGAUAUAGCUCGGUUAAAUGCUGAAUAUUUAAAAUCUCACACUGUUGAGCUAUUCGAAAUUCAAGGUUGUGGUGAUAUUUUUGACAAUUUCAAUGAUAAGGACAAGCUGAAGUUAGAACAAUCUGGUGAUAGAUGUAAAAAAGUGAUAAAAUUAAAUUUUGAGAGGAAAGAAUGUUCUUCCAGUAUAAUUAAUACGUCCCCCCCCGUAAUUGAAAAUAACACGAGAAAUCAUUCUACUGGGUUUAGUUUUGACUAUCAACCAGAUUUGGUUGGACAUCCAGGUCCAAGCCCAAGUAUUAUUUUGCAAGCUUUAACUAUGUCGAAUGCCAAUGACGGCAUUAAUUUGGAACGUCUCGAAACUAUUGGCGACUCAUUUCUUAAAUACGCCAUUACCACUUAUUUGUAUAUAACAUACGAAAAUGUUCAUGAAGGCAAACUAAGUCAUUUGCGUUCAAAGCAAGUAGCCAACUUGAAUUUGUAUAGAUUGGGCAGACGAAAAAAACUGGGCGAAUAUAUGAUAGCGACAAAAUUUGAACCUCAUGACAAUUGGUUACCACCGUGUUAUUAUGUGCCCAAAGAGCUGGAGAAGGCGCUUAUCGAGGCCAAGAUUCCCCCGCAUCACUGGAAGCUGGUCGAUUUAGCGAAUAUAAAAAAAUUAACCAGCGCUGAGAUAUGCGAAUUAGUGCGAGAAAAGGCUGACAAAUUAGGACUUAUUGCUGAUGCAAGCAAUUCCAACGAGAAUAACGUCACUCUUGAUGAGAGUGGUGAUGGAAGUGACUUUACUUGUUUCAUUCCGUAUAACCUUGUGACACAACAUAGUAUACCAGAUAAAUCUGUUGCCGAUUGUGUCGAGGCGUUAAUUGGAGCCUAUUUAAUUGAAUGCGGGCCACGGGGAGCUCUUCUGCUUAUGGCAUGGUUGGGAAUACGAGUGCUUCCGUUUGUACAUAUACCAUUUAAUCAACAGGAGUCUCGAGCUCCCGGUAGUACAAAUCCGGAUGAGAAUGGCAACAUAAUAGUAUAUGGAAAGUGGGUAGCUCCGAAAAGUCCACUCCUUCUGUAUGCCCCUAAUGCCACUCAAGAAUUAGAAUAUAUGCUUGAAGGCUUUGAUGAAUUUGAGGCCACAUUAGGUUAUAGGUUUCGCGAUCGUUCUUACCUAUUGCAAGCCAUGACUCAUGCUAGUUAUUCGCCAAAUCGUUUGACAGAUUGUUACCAACGGUUAGAAUUCCUUGGAGAUGCAGUUCUAGAUUAUUUAAUUACACGUCACCUAUAUGAGGAUCCCAGGCAACACUCACCUGGUGCAUUGACGGACUUACGAUCAGCUUUAGUAAAUAAUACUAUAUUUGCGUCUUUGGCCGUUCGACAUGGUUUUCACAAAUAUUUUCGCCAUUUGUCUCCAGGUCUAAACGAAGUUAUCGAUCGUUUUGUGCGUAUUCAAAACGAAAAUGGACACAGUAUAAGUGAAGAAUAUUACCUACUUUCGGAAGAAGAGUGUGAUGAUGCUGAAGAUGUUGAAGUUCCAAAAGCAUUAGGUGAUGUAUUUGAGUCAAUUGCGGGCGCUAUUUUUUUAGAUUCCAAUAUGUCGUUAGAUGUUGUAUGGGAGGUGUAUAGCAAUAUGAUGAGACCGGAGAUUGAACAAUUUAGUAAUUCGGUGCCGAAAUCGCCCAUUCGAGAGUUACUAGAAUUGGAACCAGAAACAGCUAAAUUUGGAAAACCGGAGAAACUGGCUGAUGGGCGUCGUGUGCGUGUUACUGUUGAUGUAUUCUGCAAGGGUACUUUCCGCGGUAUUGGCCGCAACUAUCGUAUAGCGAAGUGCACUGCUGCGAAAUGUGCAUUGCGUCAAUUAAAGAAGCAGGGUUUAAUAACGAAAAAGGAUUAAAUUUUAUAUAUAUCACCAAAAAAGGUAUUACGUGUUUACGUACCCCUACUAUAUAUUUUAAUUAGUCUGAUUUCAUGUAUGCUUCAAUAUAAACGAGCAAAUAAAGUUUUUUUUACCAAUGUGCUUUUUUACACCA
Molecule: messenger RNA, 7385 nt
Organism: Bactrocera oleae (olive fruit fly)
Lineage: Eukaryota; Metazoa; Arthropoda; Insecta; Diptera; Tephritidae
Gene: Dcr-1
Product: Endoribonuclease Dcr-1
Biological process (GO): pre-miRNA processing; siRNA processing; apoptotic DNA fragmentation
Cellular component (GO): cytoplasm; RISC complex; nucleus
Molecular function (GO): deoxyribonuclease I activity; protein binding; ribonuclease III activity
Source: RefSeq, a predicted model, not a curated record